CAAGAUCCUUUUCAAGACUCGCCCCAAGCCCAUUAUUACCAGCGUCCCCAAGAAAGUAUGAAAGAACCCCGGAUUUUCCCUAGAGAGCGGCCAACUCCUUGGACUCGUGCUCCGCUGCCACCCCGAGGACGACUCGACAGUUCCCUGGGACCACAGGGGGGUCCUAUGCUAAACACAGGCCACCCACUUGGUGUGAACUCAGAUCCCUUCCUUAUGGCAGCUGGUACUCUUGGUGGAAAUCUGGCCCCGUUUCCAAGGAACCCAUCUCCUUUUCCAACGCCAUCAGGCUCAUUGGCUUCAAAUCCGGCACCUUUCCCUGCUGGUGCUCGUGACCCAAGCAUGACUUCUUUUCCAAGAGGGAUGAAUCCCACUGGCACAGGUGCAGUUUCUUUCCCAAGGCCAGGCGGCCUCUUGGGUCCAGGCCCAGGCCCAGCUCUAAACCCUAGAACAGGGGCUCUUCCAGGCCCAGGACCCCUGUCUAACCCAAGGUUAGGAGGUCUUCCAGGCCCAGGUCCUAUGUCCAACCCAAGGGCAGGUGGUCUCCUAGGAGCAGGUCCUGAUCCCAGAAGUGGUGGCCCCAUGGGCCCUGGAUCUGGACCUAACCUGAGAGCAGGUGUCCUCUUGACCUCUGGGAAUGGCCCGCCCAAUACUAGGCCUGUUGGCCUGGGUCCUGGACCAAAUCCCAAUAUGAGAUCAGGCUUCUUAGGUUCAGGCCCUGCCCCCAGGUCAGGUAUGUUUCCAGGCUCAGGCCUUGGGUCCAACCCAAGAGCAGGUGGUCUGGGCCCAGGCCUUGGGCCCAACCAAAGGGCAGGUGGCCUGGGCCCAGGCCCUAAUCUGGACACCAGAGCAGGUGGCCUCUUGGGCACAGGAUCUGGUCUUAACUUAAGAAUGGCUGGACCACAAGGCUUAGAUCUUGCCCCCAUUCUAAGAGCUGCAGGUCUUUUAGGAGCAAAUUCAGCUUCUUUCUCACAGGCUUCUGGAAACAUGGGCACAAGCCCAUCUUCCAUGGCAAGAGGACCUGGCCCCAUGGGCCCAAACUCAGGUCCUGGCUCUCGGGGAAUUGGUCUUCCAGGGCCAAAUCCAUCUCCCAUGUCAAGGGUUCCUGGCUCCAUGGGCCCUAAUUCAGCUCAUUUCUCAAGGCCAGCUGGCCCCAUGGGGGUAAAUGCCAAUCCCUUUCCAAGGGGGACAGGUUCAGGAGGACUGAACCCAACUGCCUUUUCUCAGUCUUCUGGCUCAUUGGCUGCAAACCCAGCUACCUUCCAAAGGUCUGCUGGCCUCCAGGGCCCAAGUCCAGCAAUGUUUCCAAGAGCCUCUGGGCCACUAGGCCCCAACUCAGCUAACUUCCCGAGGGCCACUGGCCUGCAGGGUCCAAGUUCGGCUACCUUCCCAAGGUCUACUGGCCCAUUAGGCCCUGGGCAAGUUGCUUUCCCCAGGGGGUCAGCUUCUGGGCCCCUGGGCUCUUCUACAGCAGGUCCUAUGGGUAUCAACCCAGCUCCUUUUGCAAGGCCAAGUGGGACCCUGGGUCUAAACCCAGCUUCUUUUCCGAGGAUGAAUGGCCCUGCAGGAAAAAGUUUGGUCCCAUUUCCUAGAGUGGGGAGUCUCCCUGGCACAAACCCAGCUGCUUUCCCCAGACCAGGGGGUCCAAUGGCUGCAAUGUACCCAAAUGGAAUGUUACCCCCUUAAACACCAUUAUCCCUCUAGGACCACUUUGGUUUCCAGGCACUGUGGUUCUGGGAAGGGGCUGUCCUUUAGGUAAAAGGAUAGAUAUAGAGCUAUGGUCUGAAGUACCUAGCUGGGGCUCAAGUUUAAAUGAGCCAUCUUUUUUCUCUGCUUAUUUCUUGACUGAAGGUGAAAUGUUAUUUGUGGGACAGACUAGGGCGAGUGGGAAUGAUCCUGACCUUGAGAAGAAGGAUCUCCAGCCUUCCAGAAGCCUACUGUGCUUUUGUCCCAUAGCUUUCUGCCCCUUGUUUCUUACUAGUUUCUUGGAUCGUUCUUGUGGACUUUUCCUCAGGGAUACAUUGGCCUGCAGGUCCAAUUCACAUGUAUUCCCCUGCUCACCACUGGAGAAUCAGCUCACUGCUCUUUAGAAGUGUUGCAUUGGUGAAUGGACCAUGCUUCAGUAGCUCUGAUCUGGGCAGCUUGGACCUGGUCAUCCUCUACUGCCAAACCUUUCCCUGGGGGCUUGAACACAGAACAGGGAGAUGGACAACCACUUCAGAGACCUGCCAGAGAGAAUUUCUGCUUGAGUGACUCAGCCUGAGACUCUCCUCCUCCUGGGAUAUACAGGUGGCCAGACUUGAGGCUCGUCCAACCCCCUCUCCACUGGUACUCCCAAUCAAAGAACCUCAAAAUUUAAACUGAUAUGGAUGGGAUCUGGGGUGGGAGUAGGGGUGGGGUGGGGGGAACAAG
Molecule: messenger RNA, 2409 nt
Organism: Choloepus didactylus (southern two-toed sloth)
Lineage: Eukaryota; Metazoa; Chordata; Mammalia; Pilosa; Megalonychidae
Gene: DERPC
Product: DERPC proline and glycine rich nuclear protein
Exons: 1
Coding region: 58-1683 (541 amino acids)
Source: RefSeq, a predicted model, not a curated record